Chilo suppressalis (striped riceborer) is the source of this 833-nucleotide messenger RNA. NCBI's taxonomy places the organism in Eukaryota, Metazoa, Arthropoda, Insecta, Lepidoptera, Crambidae. The record is from the annotation of a GenBank genome assembly.
AUGACGUACCGUUCAAUGAAAAGUAAACACAAAGAAACUAUCGUAUCGUAUUGGAACUUUUGCGCAUGCGCAAAGAAAACUUCAAAACCCCACCCCCUCACAAAGUUUUUACAAAGGAGUAUUCACACCAACCGACCGUGGCCUUUGAGGAAGUACCGAUCGGGUCGGGCGGCGGUGCCGUCUUAUCCCGCACCACAUCUCGCCACUGCAUUGCGUGCUUGCACAAAGCCAAGCUGAACCAUACUGAACCGCACCACCCUCCGUACGCCCCGCCGGCCACCGCCCCGCCCAUCUUAGAGUCGCCGGAGCCUAUCUUAGAGGCGUUAGAGGCGGUAGUGUUCCAACCAAGGGCGAAGGAGCGCGUGUCCCCGCCAGUUAUACCGACGAUGCCAGCUGCCAAACCGGAGAAUAUGCAAGAGGGCCUGGAGGAUAGGGACCCUAAUAAUCUCAAUCAACAUGUACAGAUAGUAUGGGACGACAUAAUCGGCGAACCUGAAGGCGCCCGCAGCCCGGAGUGCUCAUGGCGGCUGAGCUCCGUCUGCUUCCAGUACGCCAGAAACUGGUGCUAUAUGCUGCUGGCUGUGCUGAUAGCUCCGCCCUGUGCCUUGCUCCUGGGAUGCGGGUUCGCGUGUUUAGCUUUCGAGCAAAUAUGGUGUACGGCCCCCUGCUUACGCUGCGUGAAAAUCUACUUCGCUUCGCUUCGGACAAUGGUGGCGUCGUGUAUGGCUGCUACAGUGGUGCCGGCGGCGGAGGCGGUCGGCCAUGCUUGCCGGCACAUCCGCAUCAAUUGGAGAAAGGAGGCGCCAGAAGAACGUGACUUGCUGGUCAUUUAG